UUAUGAAUUUCAAAUUCUGCUUGUUUUUACUCUCACUAUUGAUGGCGAGCGUGCUGGGACUACCGCCACUACCACCUCUACCAACACCAGAAGCUCCUACAAUCACUGAAUAUCCACCCUGCACGCCUUGGUGUGCCGGUCAGCCCCCACCGCCGCCUGGUGCCGUAAACUAAACAAAUACCCGCUAGCGCUCGCAAUUAUUUUGUGCCAUUUGCUGA
Molecule: messenger RNA, 218 nt
Organism: Drosophila busckii
Lineage: Eukaryota; Metazoa; Arthropoda; Insecta; Diptera; Drosophilidae
Product: proline-rich protein 12
Exons: 2
Coding region: 3-173 (56 amino acids)
Source: RefSeq, a predicted model, not a curated record